Mercenaria mercenaria is the source of this 766-nucleotide messenger RNA. RefSeq lists its product as uncharacterized. NCBI's taxonomy places the organism in Eukaryota, Metazoa, Mollusca, Bivalvia, Venerida, Veneridae. Bases 5 to 766 code for a protein of 253 amino acids. The transcript has 5 exons. The record is from RefSeq and is a predicted model, not a curated record.
UGAGAUGGAAAAAGGGACAAAAGAGUUGCAGCAUAGCUACAUACAAAUGCACACGUCCAUACACAGAAAUAUUGAACUCUGUAAACGUAUCAGGAAAAACUACAUGCCGAAAGAAGAACGCUUACGUGAGCAGCAGCUACAAGACUUAACUGAGAGUGCACAAGAGGAGCUGCUUGAAGAGAACCAAAUAAUGCACGGAAAUUUGAGGAAACUCAAGAGAAACACGUCAAUAAUAUUGGAUACAGAGGAGGGAGAGCUGUCAGCUGAUGUGGAUGACUUAACAACUGAUAUUGACAACCUGGCAGGCCGGGAUGAAGAAGAAAGGGUCAAACAAGAUACAAAAUAUAAUGUUAUAUCGGUCAAACAUUCUGCGGUCGGUGAAGGCUCGUUUGGAGAGGACUCUAGGAGAAUCAUACAACAUGAAGUUAUCAAUGAAAGCAUACUGGUGUCGACACUACAACCAAGGACUGCGAUGACAGGUGGAAUACGAGAAACGGCAAUCGGAAAGCGAAGUCAUCCUAACGUAUUUCAUACGUUCCGAUACGAAUCAAUGGAGUGUUUAAAGAAGUUGUUUUAUGAUUCUGAUAAUCCCAAUGUGUCAUUUCGUGCAACCCGUGUUAAAGACCGAAUGUACAGACGUAACACAGGGGCCCUUGUUAGGCUAAAGACGGUGGUGCUAACAGUUAACAAAGCAGACCAUAUGUACUACAACAGAUAUUUGAAAUACCUACCCUACGCUAUUGUUUACCUUCCAUCAGAUUAUUAA